AUGGGGGGCAAGAGCGGAAACAAGGCCGGCUACUUCGACAAGCUCAAGGGCUUGCUCGAGGAGUACAAGACCAUCUUCAUCGUCACCGUCGACAAUGUCUCGUCGCAGCAGAUGCACGAGAUCCGUAUCUCUCUGCGUGGCCAGGGUGUCGUCCUGAUGGGCAAGAACACCAUGGUCCGCCGCGCCCUGAGGACCUUCCAGUCCGACUUCCCCGAGUACGAGCGCCUUCUCCCACACGUCAAGGGCAACGUCGGCUUCAUCUUCACCAACGGCGAUCUCAAGGAGACCCGUGAGAAGAUCUUGGCCAACCGUGUCGCUGCUCCAGCCCGUGCUGGUGCCGUCGCGCCCGCCGAUGUCUACGUGCCAGCAGGCAACACUGGUAUGGAACCAGGAAAGACCUCUUUCUUCCAGGCUCUCGGUGUCCCAACCAAGAUUGCCCGUGGUACCAUCGAAAUCACCACUGACCUCAAGCUCGUCGAGGCUGGCAGCAAGGUCGGAGCCUCCGAGGCUACCCUGCUCAACAUGCUGAACAUCUCUCCCUUCACCUACGGUAUGGGCAUUGCUCAGAUCUACGACCAGGGUCAGACUUUCGACGUCAGCGUCCUCGACAUUGAGGAGUCCCAGCUUCUCAAGACUUUCGGCUCUGCCAUCUGCACCAUCGCCUCCAUCUCGUUGGCCCUCAACUUCCCAACUCUGCCAUCGAUCAUGCACAGCUUGGUCAACGGCUACAAGAACCUCAUCUCCAUCGCCCUGGAGACCGAGAUCGAGUGGGAGUCCAUCGCCGAGCUCAAGGACCGCGUCCGCAACCCAGACAAGUACGCUGCUGCUGCCCCAGCUGCUGGCUCUGCCCCAGCCGCUGGUGGUGAUGCUCCAGCUGCUGCCGCUGAGGAGAAGAAGGAGGAGUCUGAAGAGGAGGACGAGGACAUGGGCUUCGGUCUCUUCGACUAA
Messenger RNA from Fulvia fulva, 948 nucleotides. RefSeq names its product 60S acidic ribosomal protein P0. The record is from RefSeq and is a predicted model, not a curated record. The transcript is spliced from 2 exons. Gene Ontology annotation, biological process: cytoplasmic translation; ribosome biogenesis; ribosomal large subunit assembly. The coding region runs from base 1 to 948 and encodes 315 amino acids. Lineage: Eukaryota; Fungi; Ascomycota; Dothideomycetes; Mycosphaerellales; Mycosphaerellaceae. Gene Ontology annotation, molecular function: large ribosomal subunit rRNA binding; structural constituent of ribosome. Gene Ontology annotation, cellular component: cytosolic large ribosomal subunit.